UUGCAUACGGCACAGGGAAGCAGCAGCAGCAGCAGCGUGGGCGUGUCCACCCGAACCCACUGCUGCUAGCUCAACUAGCGCGAUUUGUUUUGAUAUCGAUGGUGUUUAGAUGGUUUUAGUUUUUGUUUUUCGUGUGGAAUUAUUUGCGAACACACAGCGCGAGCGCGGAAGCUUCGUGAAGCUCUGGCCUGAUGGAUGUCCAGUGGCGUUAGGCUGACGCGCGCUGACACAUGCGCGUCCAUCGCAGCGCAGCGCAGUAAUAAUCGCUCGUAAGCCCGUAUAAGCACAUUAAUCGGUGGGCCGGUGAAGUUUUCGCGGAAGCAUUAAUGUUGUCGACAGUCACCCCUGAUCUGUCUCCAGAGACUCCCCUACUUGGAUCCCUUCCGCUCCCAGCGCCUCGACCCCAAGCAGCGAGCGCUGCCGUCCCCGCGGCCCCCGUCCCGCGAGCUCACCGGAAGCAUAGUGAAGCAGGACACAGCAGCCAGCCGGCGCGCGGCAGCAUGGAGGUGGGCAUGCGCGUGGUCCGCGGCGUGGACUGGAAGUGGGGCAACCAGGAUGAAGGAGAGGGGCACAUUGGCACGGUGGUGGAGAUCGGCCGGCAGGGCAGCACCACCACGCCUGACAAAACUGUGGUUGUGCAGUGGGACAGCGGAACUCGGACGAACUACCGCACCGGCUACCAGGGUGCAUACGACCUGCUUCUGUAUGACAACGCACAGAUAGGUGUCCGACAUUCAAAUAUCAUUUGUGACAGUUGUAAGAAGCACGGCAUUAUGGGAAUGCGCUGGAAGUGUAAGGUGUGUUUCGAUUACGACCUGUGCACUCAGUGUUACAUGAACAACAAGCACGACCUGACGCACGCCUUCGAGCGCUACGAGACGGCGCAUUCACAACCAGUGAGCUUGACGCCGAGGCAGAACCUGUCCAGAAUCAUCCUGAAGGGAAUCUUCCAGGGUGUGAAGGUGGUCCGGGGGCCUGACUGGGACUGGGGCAACCAAGACGGAGGCGAGGGGAAGGUUGGGAAGGUGGUGGAUAUUCGUGGUUGGGAUCAGGAAUCGGGUCGUAGUGUGGCGAGUGUCACCUGGUCCAAUGGAACCACAAACGUCUACAGAAUGGGUCACAAGGGCAAGGUGGAUCUCAAAUACGUGUCUGAUGUACAGGGAGGAUUCUACUACAAGGAGCACCUGCCCAAAUUAGGCGAGCACGCGGAGCUGCAGAGGCAGGAGAGCGCAGACACUCACUCGUUUCAGCAGGGUGAUAAGGUCAAGUGUUUGCUGGAGGUGGACAUACUCCGACAGAUGCAGGAGGGUCACGGAGGCUGGAACCCAAAAAUGGCAGAGUACAUCUCCAGAAUUGGGACUGUGCACAGAAUAACAGACCGCGGAGACGUGCGAGUCCAGUAUAGUAACAACAUCCGCUGGACGUUCCACCCGGGAGCUCUGACCAAGGUCAAUACAUUUGCGGUGGGCGAGCUGGUGAAGGUUCUGGAUGACAUUGACAGUGUGAAGAGACUUCAGGUUGGCCAUGGCGAGUGGACAGACAGCAUGGCUCCUGCGUUGGGUCAGGUUGGGAAGGUUUUGAAAGUUUAUGCAGACGGGGACCUGCGUGUGGCGUUUGGAGGUCAGACGUGGACCUUUAACCCCGCUUGUCUCUCUGCCCAACCUGGUGAGGUUGAUGCCAAUCUGAUGACGGCUGAGAACUCCAGCGAAUCAGGAAGUACGGUCAUUUCAGUCCUGGAGAAGUUGCUGUCUCAGUCGACAGAGCAGGAUCAUCCAGGACGGCUGGUUAUCGAGGCAGCGCAUGGGAGUGCUGCUAAAGUGCGCGAAUUGGUGCAAAAAUACCCUGACAAGGUGGAUAUAAAGAACCAGGGUAAGACCGCUCUGCAGGUUGCCGCCCAUCAGGGGCACGUGGAGGUGGUCAAGGUUCUACUUCAGGCCAACAGCAGCAUUGAAACUAAAGAUGAGGAUGGAGACGCCGCUCUGCACUACACAGCGUUCGGGAAUCAGGCAGAGAUUGCGCGUUUGCUGCUCAGUAAAGGAGCCAGUGUGAACCUGCUGAAUAACUCCAUGUGUACGGCGCUGCACAUCGCUGUCAAUAAGGGCUUCACGGAUGUGGUGAGAGUGCUGACGGAGCACUCGGCAGACGUCAACCUGCAGGAUUCAUAUGGAGAUACACCCUUACAUGACGCCAUUGCUAAAGACUUCAGGAGCAUCAUUGAGAUUCUGACUGUGGUGCCCAAUAUUGAUUUCACCCAGCAGAACAACCGCGGGUUUAACCUGCUGCACCACGCGGCUCUGAAGGGCAACAAACUCGCGACGGAGAUGAUCUUGGCUCGAGCGCGACAGCUGGCUGACGUUAAGAAGGAAGAUGGUUUCUCUGCUCUGCAUCUGGCCGCCCUGAACAACCACCGUGAUGUAGCUGAGAUUCUCCUCAAAGAGGGUCGUUGUGACAUCAACAUCCGCAACAAUCGGAAUCAGACGCCGCUCCAGCUGGCUGUGACUCAGGGUCACGUGGCUCUAGUGGCCCUGCUGGUGACGGAGGGGGCAGACGUCAACGCGGAGGAUGAGGACGGAGACACGGCCAUGCACACGGCUCUCAGCCGACAGCAGCUGGCCACUGUCAUGAGCAGCGGGGAGGGCGAGGGUGCUGUGCUGUACGGCCGGUUGUGUAGCUCAGGGCUGAUGGGAAACACGGAGCUGAACGUUGGUGCUGCUAUCGCUUGCUUCUUGGCACAGGAAGGGGCCGAUAUCAAUUAUGCCAACCAUAAAGGUAAAAGCCCACUGGACCUGGUCACAGACAGCAGCGUACAAACACUCAUCAGGAGCUUCGCGGAAAAACACAGACUUCAGGCCAUCACGUGUGGCACGGGCACUAGCAGCAGCAGUCUCAGGCGGGUACACACUACGCCCAACACCAUGACCAACCUGGCUGUGCCCAGCGUGACGGGCCCCAGCGAGUGCCUCAUCUGCUCCGAGCUCGCUCUGCUAGUGCUGUUCUCUCCCUGUCAGCACAGCGUCGCCUGCGAGGAAUGUGCUCACAGAAUGAAGAAAUGCAUCCGCUGCCAGGUGACAAUAACAAAGAAAAUUCGACAAGACCAAACGGAGGUGGAGUGCAGCCCGAGCUCGGAGAACUCCGAGCAGCACAACCUGCUGGAGCAGCUGCAGUCGCGCUACAGGCAGAUGGAGGAGCGCAUCACAUGCCCCAUCUGCAUCGACAACCACAUCAAGCUGGUGUUCCAGUGCGGCCACGCCUCCUGCAUCGACUGCAGCGCCGCGCUCAAAACCUGCCCUAUCUGCCGACAGACCAUCCGCGAGCGGAUCCAGCUGUUCGUCUGACAGAGCCGUGGCGUGGCGAUCGUGUGGCCGUUCUCAAAGCGAACUGAAGGGAAGACGGUUGGCUGCUUGUGCUUCAUAGUCUGUCCUGUCCCGAGCGUCAUCAUUUAGCCAGGACUGCGCCGGGCUCUCGUGCGGGACCGGAGGAUGUGAGACUUGAUUGUCUCGCCUUGAAAAUCAUCGUGAAAUUCGAUUCAGGAGAAUUUGGACCUUGUUGACAAUGUUUCCAAGUAGCAUGAGGACGUCUGCUCCGACGACUGGCAAAACAUCUGUAACUACAGUAUUAUCGAGUGAAGGAGAGUUUAUCGGCUCAUAGGAGAUCAUCAGAUGUACUCCAUACUGCUGAUUAUAGUGAACCGUAACACAUACCCAGCAUGCAACGUACUGUAAGCUGACAUGUCACAUCAGCCCGACGCAAAACCUGGGCCAUAUUUUACCCUAAAAUCCAAAGAAAGAAACUGCUUUGUAAGAAUAUUUAUUUUGUGACAUUUUCACCCUUAAUUCUCAUUACUUUGAUGAAGUGUUUAUGCAUUCAUGGUAGUACAGUAUUUGUUUUACUCUUGCUAUAAUUUAUGAAAUGAAACAGAAACAUUAUUACAGCACAUUUACAAUGAAUAUAAUUCUCCUCAAAACGUGUCAAAUGUCAUUUAUUAUUUUUGUUCAUUUGGUUUUGGGGUGAAAUAUGGCGUGUUUCCGUGUUCUCCAAACACUAACUUCAUUCUAAGCCAGAUCUGAACCACAGCACUCAUCAGUCCCUGAGAAUGACGUGAAUAUCAUCGGCCGUGUUUUGUGCCGUCGUUCGUCAGAGAGUGAUGUUGUACAGAUGCCUGUACCAUAUGCCUGUACCGUACCACGCGCAGAUAUAGGAUUUACUGAAGCUUUCCACGAGCAAGAGAUAUACAUACUGCAUGCUGGUGAGCGUAUUAUCUACAUCAUAUAUUGUGUCACCAAUACCAUUUGUAGUGUUAUAAGUACAGACGACCUGUGAUUUCUACCUGUGUGUGAUAAUGGCUCUGUGUCUGUGCAAGGGUCCGACUGAAAAGGCGCUCAAGACCCUUAAAUGCAUAAAAGUAGAUUAAAUUGUGUCAGCAAAGGUGCUGAAUGCUUCCCAAUACUAGGAGUUGUUUAGUUUUCUCAGGUUCAUGCAAGUCAGUUCGACUCAGAGAAUGCAAGAAGCUUCCCUCUGUAAACUUUACAAAACGUUCAGCCUUAUCCACUGGCAUUGCAUGACAUUAUAUAAAGUAUUUAUUAGCCUCAUAAACCAGAUCUCCCACUGUAAUGCUUUGUGAAUUGCUUUGUGAAAUCACAUCACAGUGAAUUGGGAACUCUUACGAUUUAAAGAAAAUUUAAUCACUGCUGUCAUUAUUUCCUCACCCUCUUAUCAUUUAAAUCACAUAUGUUUUUUCCCCCAUUGAACACAAAGUAGUUUUUUUUUUUUUUUAAUAAAGUCGUCAUAUACUACUGUAGCUCUUAUGUCUGUCAAGCUUCAAAAAAGAACCAUAAAAUCAGAUUAAAAAAACCAAACAUGAUUUUACUCCAAGGUCAUACAAUAUCAGUGUGUGAGAAACUAUGGAAGCUUGUUUCCACCACAGAAUACAGAAAUAAAAAAAGGUAAUUGCGACAUUUUAUCUUGCAAUUCUGACUUUUAUUGAAAUUGCUAUUUUAUGUCUCGCAAUUAUCAAUUUUUUCUCAGAAAUGUGAGGUAUAAACUCACAUUUGCGAUUUAUAAAGUCAGAAUUGCAACUUUAUUUUCUCAGAGAUGUUGCCGUUAGCAAGUUAAAAUCGCAAUUCUGACUUUUAUAGCAAUUGCGAAUUAUAACUCGCAAUUACAAGAAAAGUCAGAAUUGCAAAUUUUUAUACCUCACAAUUCAGACUUUAUAAAUCACAAUUGCGAGUUUAUACCUUACAAUUCUGAGAAAAAAGUAAAUUGUGAGAUAUAAAUUGGCAGUUGCAAGAAAAGUCAGAAUUGCGCAUUUUCAUAAUACAUUCCUGAGAAAAAAGUAAUUGCAAGAUAUAAAUUUGCAGUUGCGAGAAAACUCGCAUUUAUAUAAUUUCUGAGAAAAAAAGUCAGAAUGCCAUAUUUUUAUCUUGCAAUUCGGACUUUAUGGCCCGGUUUCACAGACAGAGCUUAGACUAAACCAGGAUUUGGCCUUAGUUCAAUUAAGAUAUUUAAGUAGCUUUUAUAAAUGUACCUCAGAAAAAAACAUUACUGGUGUGUGUCAUGAGACAAAACAAUGACACUGACAUACUUUGACAAUACAAGUUGUUUUCAGUUAAAACAGCUCAAAUAUGCAUUUUAGUCUAGGACUAGCUCAAGCCUUGUCUGUGAAACCGGGGGUAUAAAUCACAGAAUUUCGAAAUAUAUAUUCGCAAUUGAAAGAAAAGUGAGAAUUUAUAUCAUAAUUUGGACUUUUUUUCUGAGAAAUUAAAAAAAAAAAAGUGGUUUAUAAAUUCAGAAUUGCAAGAUAAAAAGUCCUUACAAUUACCUUUCUUUGUUUUUUAUUUUUAUUCUUUUUAUUUUAUUUAAUUUUUUUAUUUUUUAUUCUGUGGCAGAAACAAGCUUCCAUAAGGAACAGACACACAUUUUGGAAAAUUGGUAAAAUAGCUCACGUCAAAUGGACUACUUUUAUUGUGCUUUUUUUUGGGAGUUGGAAUCACUAUAGUUGCAUGGAAAGAGCUGUGCUCACAAGUUGUGUGGUGUAAGGAUGCUUAAAAAGUUUCCCUGAAAUAAGACCAGCAGGAGUUUGUAAUGGCAUGAGGGUGAGUAAAUGUGAACUGUCAUUUCUGAGAGAACUAUUUCUGUAAUGGUUAUUGUAUUUCACCUACCAUUAUGAUGUAAAAAUUGUGUUAGAAUGGCAGCUGGGUGUGUUUCGUCAGGAAGUGUAUUUUACCAUUGUUAGUUAAAAUAUUUGAAAUGUUCCCCCAUUUCCAACAUUAGACCUGUAAGUACUUGAGCAUCAGUUCAUCCCCUCUAAUUGUCCGUUGAGUGUUUUUGUUCCAGAAGGGCUUACUGUGUGCAUUUAUUCUAUUUUAAUGUAUUUGUCAUUCUGUGACGGGCUUUUUUUUUUUAAUAGGUCCUGCUUUUGGGACAGCCAACACAAAUAUGUAAAUUUGAAUGUCUUGCUGUACGCCAACCGCUGCAAAGGUCUGCAGUUCAUGAGAAAUACGAUGGCGGAAUUAGUGCCAAAAUAUAUCAGCGUGUGCGGAAGAGCGCACAAACGUACAAGAGCAUCAUGUCCAGAUGAAGCCUUUGUGAUAUUUUGAUUUAACUUAUCGGUCCUUGCUACAGGGCUGGACUUACAAGCUUACUUAGUUGUACUUUAUAAUUCAUUUAAACUGAAAAUUUGUGUAGUUUUUUUGCUUUUUCAAUUAAGAGGACAAUGGAAGUCAGCCUCGACUUGUAGAAUAGAAGGACAGUCUAGUUAUAUGAAGCUUAUCUGCUAACAGCUCACGAUAUACAACAACUACCUGUAAGCCAUCACUUCUGCUCAAUAUUACUGGUGACUACUUUGCUGUUUCGUAAAUUAUUCCUGUUUAUGUUAGUUAUUAUAAUAUACAAAGUAUCCUAAGUUUGCAAUAUGAUGUAAAUGGCAUGUCAAAUCAAAACUGAUUGCAGUUGUGAAGGCAAAUUUCAGAAUCCAGAAAUCUGAAGUUUGAGUUCAGAAUUCACUCACAGAAUGUUGUUGUCGUCUCUUCCGUGUAGAAUAUUGACAAUCUAGAAUUCAUCUAGAACUGUCACUUUGUUUUGGCAGUUGUAAUGAUAUUGUUUGUGCUGUACAUAAUACUAAUUCAAAAGAACAAAAUAUAUGUGAGUUGUCAGCAGGUAAGGACAAAAACAUGAUAAUGAAGGACAGAUAUGGUUUGCUGAGGAAAGUGUAUGUCAGAUUAUUUAAGCAAAAAAAAAAAUGUUACAAAAUGUUUAUACAGUUCAGUAUGUGGAGUUCCGAUGUUGGCCUUACUGUCCAUUUCCUAUAUUUAUUUUAUUGUUUUUGUCACCUUUUUUUCAAGUUUUACUCUGUAAAAAAUAUUUUGCAGUAAACAUUGAACUGUUUUAUAAGCAUA
This is a messenger RNA of Ctenopharyngodon idella (grass carp), 7394 nucleotides long. RefSeq names its product MIB E3 ubiquitin protein ligase 2 (gene mib2). NCBI's taxonomy places the organism in Eukaryota, Metazoa, Chordata, Actinopteri, Cypriniformes, Xenocyprididae. The transcript has 19 exons. Gene Ontology annotation, cellular component: cytoplasm. Gene Ontology annotation, molecular function: protein binding; ubiquitin-protein transferase activity; zinc ion binding. The record is from RefSeq and is a predicted model, not a curated record. The coding region runs from base 327 to 3335 and encodes 1002 amino acids. Gene Ontology annotation, biological process: protein ubiquitination.